AAAAAAAAAAAAAAAAAAAAAAAAGUUCAAUCAUGGCAUCAAACAAGGACAGGGACCUUUGCUGUUGCUGCAUUCGACUGCGACCGGCCGUCGCUGUGAUUUCUUUGCUGUAUAUAGCUGUCAUUGCUGCCACAACUUAUCAGAAAUAUGUUGCGAAUGAUAAUGGUGAUAAAAUUGCCAGAAUUAUUAUCUUUGCCUCAGCUGGUAUUCAGCUAUUGAUCGCGCUUCUUGGGCUCCUUUCUGCGGCUACCAAAUCUGUUAUCAUCACUAGAGUAUUCUCUAUCCUAUGGUGGUGCCUUACUCUGGUUGUCCUGGGACUGUCGAUUGGGAACCUUAUUUUGGUAACCAGAAAUGACAGAGAGUCGAUUGAGAACGCUUGUCGCGACAACCUUAGAUCAUCCGACAAUGGAUUGGGGAAGGUCACAGAUCCAGAUGAUGAGCUGGUCAACAAGUGCUAUCGAAUGGUUGUAAUCAUCUCUGCAGUGGUAUUGGCUAUUCAGUUCGUGUUGAUGUGUCUUAUUGGUUGGAUAUUCCAGCGGUACCUGAGAGAGGUCAAGCAGGAUGCUGCCGUGGCAGCAGCGCUCAAGUCAGUUGACGACGGUGAUGCCUAAGGGAAAAAAAGACGAUAAUGAUAAUAAUUAAGUAACAUUUAGCUUAUUGAAUAUUGUAGAUAGGCAAGUAAGGCUCCGAACUAUCGCACUACCCUCUCUAUUUAAUUGUAUAUAUUGAU
This is a messenger RNA of Lobosporangium transversale, 730 nucleotides long. RefSeq lists its product as hypothetical. Bases 33 to 611 code for a protein of 192 amino acids. Lineage: Eukaryota; Fungi; Mortierellomycota; Mortierellomycetes; Mortierellales; Mortierellaceae. The transcript has 2 exons. The record is from RefSeq and is a predicted model, not a curated record.